Messenger RNA from Echinops telfairi (small Madagascar hedgehog), 8445 nucleotides. It is a transcript of the gene SLC16A9, whose product is annotated as solute carrier family 16 member 9. NCBI's taxonomy places the organism in Eukaryota, Metazoa, Chordata, Mammalia, Afrosoricida, Tenrecidae. The transcript is spliced from 5 exons. Bases 37 to 1569 code for a protein of 510 amino acids. Gene Ontology annotation, molecular function: monocarboxylic acid transmembrane transporter activity. The record is from RefSeq and is a predicted model, not a curated record. Gene Ontology annotation, biological process: monocarboxylic acid transport; transmembrane transport.
GACCUUCAGAAAGACCCGUCUUGCGUUCACCUUACGAUGGAAUUGAGAAAGUCUCCUGAUGGCGGAUGGGGCUGGGUGAUUGUGUUCGUGUCCUUCUUCACACAGUUCUUGUGCUACGGCUCCCCGUUAGCUGUUGGCGUCUUGUACGUAGAGUGGUUGGAUGCCUUUGGGGAAGGGAAAGGAAAAACGGCUUGGGUUGGAUCCCUCGCAAGUGGCGUUGGCUUGCUUGCAAGUCCUCUCUGCAGCGUCUGUGUCUCAUCUUUUGGCGCAAGACCUGUCACCAUCUUCAGUGGCUUCCUGGUGGCCGGAGGGCUGAUGUUGAGCAGUUUUGCCCCUAACAUCUACUUCCUGCUUUUUUCCUAUGGGAUUGUUGUAGGUCUUGGAUGUGGUUUAUUGUACACUGCAACAGUGACCAUCACCUGCCAGUAUUUUGACAGCCGUCGAGGCCUUGCACUCGGCCUGAUUUCAACAGGUUCGAGUGUCGGACUUUUUAUCUAUGCUGCUCUGCAAAAGUUGCUGAUUGAAUUCUAUGGGCUGGAUGGAUGCUUGCUGAUUGUGGGUGCUGUAGCUUUAAAUAUAUUAGCUUGUGGCAGCCUGAUGAGACCCCUCCAGGCCUCUGUUAGCCCUUUGCCUGAAAAAGCAGCUGUGGAAAAUGUUCCAGAGAAAUAUUCCAUUUACAACGAACAAGAAAAGUGCCCGGAAGAAAACAUAAGCAUUCUUGAGAAGAGCUGCCGCGGGGAGGAGAAGUGGAAGAGCACUUUCGCCACGGGGGACGCCCCGCAGGAGGAUGCCCCCUGUAAGAACCCGGCUGCAGCGGCGCACGCGCGAGACACGGAGACCUACAGACAGAAAGUUGCCGAGCAAACGUAUUUCUGCACACAGCUUGCCAAGCGGAAGUGGCAGCUGUAUAGGACCUACUGCAGAGAGACAGCGGCCCUUUUUAAAAACAAGGUCUUCUCCUCACUCUUCAUUGCCAUCUUACUUUUCGACAUAGGUGGGUUUCCACCUUCAUUGCUCAUGGAAGAUGUAGCGCGAAGUUCAAAUGUGAAAGAAGAGGAUUUUAUUAUGCCUCUUAUUUCCAUAAUAGGCAUAAUGACAGCAGUUGGUAAACUCCUUUUAGGAAUAUUGGCAGACUUCAAGUGGAUUAAUACCUUAUAUCUUUAUGUAGUUACCUUAAUCACCAUGGGCCUGGCUUUGUGUGCAAUUCCACUUGCCAAAAGUUAUGCCACGCUAGCAAUACUGUCUGCGAUCCUAGGCUUUCUAACUGGCAACUGGUCCAUUUUUCCAUAUGUGACCACCAAGACUGUGGGAAUUGAGAAAUUAGCCCAUGCCUAUGGAAUAUUGAUGUUCUUUGCUGGACUUGGAAAUAGCCUUGGACCACCAAUCAUUGGUUGGUUUUAUGAUUGGACCCAGACCUAUGAUAUCGCAUUUUACUUUAGUGGCAUCUGUGUUUUGCUGGGAGGCUUAAUCCUGCUGCUGGCAGCCUUACCUCCCUGGGGUCCAUGCAACAAGCAGCUCCCCAAGGCAGCGCCGACAACGUUCUUAUACAAAGUUACCUCUAAUGUUUAGAGGACUAUUGCAAUAUUUGCUACUUUAUGCCAUGUAGCAAGAGCAUUUUUAAGCAAAUUCUUAGGCAAAUUUUCCAGCGUCAAGACUGUUUACUGGGCAAUAUUUUGUAAUGGUUGAUACUAAAUGAACUUUUUAAAAGACAUUUUUUUACAUUAUUCUGUUCUCUAUGUACUGUAUGUGUAGCCUCUAUCUCCUGUACUCCCUACCCCAAGAACCUGGGACUCUCCUGUUGUACUGUUAUUCACUAGCUAUUGAAAAUGUUAAAAAAAACAUUGUCCCUCUGUGUAACUACAGUUUCUCUGUGGACUCCAUAAAUUCCACUGCGAGGUGCCCAGAGGGGAUGCUUCUAUUUUCAAAUCCAUGUAAUCGGCACGUGCAUGACCACUAGGGACUAAACCACUCUCUUCUCUCUGGUAGGGCUAGUAAACCGAGGCCGUCCAGCCAACCAGGAAAUGACAGUGGUGGCUAAAAUAGCAUUAAGUUUCACAGUGGAGUAAACCGAUCACUAAAGGGGAAAAAACCACAUAAAACUUUAAGUUGUCCGUACCGUCAUGUAUCAUCACUUCCCGUCCGUGUUCCGUUCUGGGUCAGAGCACAGGAUGUGAUUUGGACGUUGUACAAGCACGGUGUGAUAAUCUGGUCCUGCCUUUUCUUUCAUCUUUUUGACUGAUCUUUGUACCUCAGCAGCGAUCCUCAGCUUGUGAGAGGGAGUCCCUUUCAUGUUUGCUCCUUGAUCCACGUCACGAGCACUUUCUCUUCUCGGAUUUAGCUCCCUUUUUUGGUGUUAGCCGUGUAGCUUGCUAUGGGGCUGCUCUUUCAGGAGCUCGGAGAAUUUUUCCCUUUUGGGAGGAGUGUUGUGAUGCUGAGACGACUGUGCCUUACUCGACUUGCAAGCAAUAACAUUCACGGAUUUUCCACCUUCAAGUUGUCGACUCACCUUUGUUUCACUUCCAAAUCCACACUUCCCCUGGCCUCUUCCUGCAGCUACCACUAGCCCUGGUGUUGCUGCCUCUGGAAGCCACGACGCACUUUGCUGUUUGAAUGAAAUUUAAACAGCGAGAUGCUACAACACUGAAGUGGAGCAAGAGACAAGUCACUGGAUGCUACUACCUGUGGAUGGAAGCGUGCGCUACUCUACGGUAAACCUUUUAGCAGGAGAGUACAGUACAUCUGCCCACAGCAUAGGCAUUUAUUCUGACUAGCAAGACAAUUGUAUUAUUGGUUACAUGAGGGCAAGUAAAAGGUUUUGCUGAAAAUCCUAAGAAACCUUCAUUCAAGAAAAAACUCAAAAUGUUGCCGCUGUGCCUUCUCGACACACCCUCCCCCUGGGUCAGCCAUGUCUGAAGGCAGCGCUUGCUUCUGGCUCAUCCGGCUCCCGACACUUCUGCGCACUCCAAUUUACGUGUCUUCAAAAGGCAGUCUUGCCAUGCUCAAAGAACUCAAAUCGUAUUUCUUGGAAACGUAUUUUGGAUUUGGGGAACAAGAAGAAGUCCAAAGGGGGAACGUCAGGGUUGCCGGCUGGCUGGGUAAGCUUCCCAGCGGAAGCCUCGCGGACAGCCCUUGUGGCUCCCGGGCAAGGAUGAGCGGCUGCAUUGUUAGGAUGGGAGCAGAGCCCUCCGUGCCACCUCCUGGCUCUUUUCCUCGGCACUGCAUCUUUCCGUUUCCUUAAACUUCGUCGUCAGAAUCCUGGCGAUCAUCCUCUGUCCUUUAAGAACAUGUAUGAAGAUGACCACUUUGGAGUUCCAAAAUACGGUCCCCCGAACCUUCUGAGUUAACCUUCUGCCUUGCAUUUAACUGGCUUAGCAGAUCCCCUCAGAAGCCAUUGUCUGCCUGUAUCUUUUACUCGAAGGCACCCUAACGAGGCAAGCGUGUGACUGAGAGAACUGGUCUAUAGGCAUCCACUGGUCACAGCAACACGUUCAAACUCAUGCUGUUCGGAAUAAGCCGGUGCCUAUAUGAAAUGGACCCUAAGCAGCAAUCCUCUUUUACUGACCCUCAGACGUGGACUGCUCCACCACACUGCUGGCAGCACCAACACGUUGUAUAAACAAGACCUGAGAUCGACCACAUCUUGUUGGGUUCCAUCGACCCCAUUCUCCGAUUGCGAUUUCUGUGUUAACACCUUCAGAACCCAUGGACAUAUGUGGCCAGACGCUGCCACACAGAUGUCAUUCAGUGCACGCCUAUAUUCUGUUCCAUGUACCUUGACGAAGCAUGCUGUUUGGUGCACACCACAUGGCAGCUGGUUCAGUGCCCUCUCUGCGAUGCAGGCCCGCUCCCAUCAGGGCACCCCGGGGGUCUCCCUUCACUGCUGAGCACUGUCGCCUCCCGCAAGGAGGGCUGCUGGGGUGCUGGGCCCCACGUUGGGUUGGUACCCACAAGGUCGGCACUUUGACUCCACCAGUCACCCUGUAGGAAAACGAUCAGGCUUUCUUCCCCUGGGAAAAGUCACAGCCUGAGAAACGCUAAAGGGCAUUUCCACAGCUGGCCCUGCCCGUCGGGGUCACUGCGUAGGAUCAACUCGAUGGCAGUGAGUUUAGGGUUUUGUUUGUUUGUUUUUGAGUUUAUAGCUUCACUUGGGGUCCUGGUGGCACAGCACUUGAGUGCUCAGUGGCACAAGGUCAGCAGUUCGGGAGGGAGUGGGGCAAGGUGCCUCUGUGAAAGUACCAGCCUUGGAAUGGAUGGAGCGCUCGCACUCUGGCCACAGCCUCGCUCUGGGUCGGUCCAGGUGAUCACUAUCAGGAAUUGACCAGGUGGCAACAGGUUGCCACAUCACAGAUUUUUAUGGGUCAGCAUCCACUCCUUGGAUGUUUUCCAACAAGUGCUAGCAUUACCCUUUUCCAACUUAGAAAUGAAUAUCUCAGCCAUUCCGUCCCUGCACAUGGGAAAUGACCAUAUGCACUGGGCACAGUGGGGAUGGAAUCAAGUUCCUGCAUCUCUUUCCUAUGAAGCAUUUAUUACUAUUAUUUAUUUUUUACUACCAUCAACUUUUCAUUCAAGGGAAGAACAAAAAGGUACAUUUCUAUGGGUACACAUGUGCAUAUACACAUGUGUGCAUGUAUGUUGUGUUCUGAGUCUUUGUGGGAUAUGGGAAGGGGAAAAGGAAUUAAGAAAUUGAUACUCGGACCUGAUUCCAUUUCAUCUUAAAAGCAGUGUCCUAGGAAGAAGUUUCAAGUUUAAAGAAAUACCAUUUUUCUACACAGAGAUAGUUUUGUAACUUGAUAUACAUUAUACUCCUCUAUGAGUCAUUUCUUAAAUGUAGAUGACUGAAUCCCACCUGAAAAGAAGUUAAUUCUGUGAUUUAGCUGCAGCCUCAGGGUCUACAUUUUUAACAAGCUCUUCGGGUGAUUCUAGUAACACAGUCCUCAGUGAGAAAUGUUAGAAAAUUGACAACAGAGAAAAGUUAUUUCUCAAGUAAAUACUUUAAAAAGACAAAACAAUGAACAAUUGAUUAAGAGGAUCUUAUAAAUAGACAAACAUGGCUUAUUUACAUAGGAGACACUCUUCCGCUGUGCUAAAAUUGCCUCAGUGUUUCUUUUGAAAUAGGUAAGAUUAUUUUAUACUCCUAUGUUGCCUUUCUUCAACGGCACCCAUCGCACUUUACAAGCAUCCACCCUCACAACACCUCUGUGAGGUCGGUAGAUAGCACUGUUCUGUCUGUGUCGUGAACUUGCAGUAUGGAGAAUUUCAUAACCUGAUCAAGCCUACUCAAUAACGCAGUAAUGGGUCUGCAAGCACCUGGGGACUUCUGCUCCAUACUCAGUCUUUCUUGAAUGUUUUCUGUACCUCAUUCAUUAGUCUCUGGAAAAAGAAAGGAAAUAAAAUAGUGACAUUAAGAAACAACAACAGCAUGUGUUUGUAUUGAAGAUUCCUUUUUGCCAUUGCUUUGUCCAGAAAUCCUGUAACCUACCAGUGUAACCUCUGGGGCAUUGGCACAUUCCUCAAUGUUGAUAAUUAUUCAACUGUAUCUUUAUCCUGUGUACUAAUUCAUCCAGUGUGUACAUUAUCUAUUGUCUAGAGGAUGACCUAUCAAACAAUCAGAUGUGUUCUCCUUUGUUUUGCAUCAUUUGGGGUUGUUUUUUCUCCCGGUUACAGUAGCCUUUCCUUCGAACUCAAAAAAAAGAAAAAAGAAUCCCUGAUAUUCAGUGCCUACACCAGAACUUGUCAGACCUACAACAGCAAACUCAAAAGGCAACUUGCUGAAGUAUUUUCAUGCAGAAUCCUCUUGAGGGAAAAGAGAGACAUUCCGCUAAGGUUUUGCAUACCGAUCCCUUGCCUAAUGAUCAUUCAAGGAAGUCUCCAUGAUUCAAACCCAUUGCACCAUUGACCUCUCAGAGUAACCCUGAGAUAUGAGUCUUGUCAUCCUCAUUUAGAAGCAAAACCCAUAAGUUCUUUAUCCUGUGGACAGUACUGAGUCUCUGGGUAGUGCAAACAGCGAAUGCAUUCAGCUCUUAAAUGAAAGAUUGGAAGUUCCAGUCUACCCAGGGGUGCCUCAAGAGAAAAUCCUGGCAAUCUACUCCCCAAAGACCAGCCUUGAGACCCCCAAAGCAGCACAGUUCUACUCUGACACACUCGAGGUCGCCAUGGUUAGGCGUUGACUGCCUGGCAAUGGUGUCAAAGACUCCUGCUAUCAAUAAAGCGGUACCCAAAAAGGGUCCCUUCCUGGUGGCACAAAUGGUGCAGCGCUCAAUGGCGAACCCACACAGCGUCUGCAGGAGACUACCCCAGCGAUCUGCUUCCAUAGCAAGGAUCGUGAAGACAACCCUAUAGAGCAGUUCUACUCUGUCACGGGGGUCCCUAUGGUUAGAAAUCAACUUGGUGGCACCCAAUAACAACCUCAGCAGAGACCUCCAAACGCAAGAUGAAAGUCCUAGUGAACCUUUUGAUUUCUGCCUUAAGAAACCAAUGUGGGAGAAGUGCUACAAAGCCAAUCAUGAUGUGGCUCGAGAAGUCAAGUUUACAUAAACUAUUGUAAUGAUAUGACUUGCCCAUUUCCCAAGAACCAGUAUUUCACACACACACACACACACACUGAAAUUGUACUAAUGAGAAUACAGUCUUUCUGUUAUGAUUCGAAAGAUGGCAUUUGAAAGGCGUUGACUGAAUUUGGAAUGGUGUGAAAUAAGCAAGUGUGUUAGAAUUCCUCUUCCAUGACUUUCAACAGCUCCUUACUCUUUCGAUUCUUGACCCUUCCCUUCCAGUAAGCCUCUGUAACCUAAUUUCAUCAUAGACAAAGAUUCAGCCACUAACUUUUAAAGAUCCCAUAAGGAACAAUUCCUGUGGACCAGGAGUUACAGCACCAUAAGAUCACAACUGAAUGGAGUUGGUCCUGUUUCAGACCAACAGACCGUUGGUCUGAUAGACUGUUCUUCAGACAACCUCAAUCAUAAGCAAUCAACUUGAUGUCAGGCAACAUCGAGUCGGUUCCAACUCAUCGUGACUUCCUGCUCUUAAGCCAUCCUCACAAUUGUUCUUGUGCUUGAGCCCACUGAUGCAGUCACUGGGACAAUCCACCUUGGACGGGGUCCUCCUUUUUUUUCGUGCCCCUCGACUUUACCAACUAAGCAUGAGAUCCUUCUCCGGCAUCACAGCAGCACACGAGCCACCGCAAUAUGACAAGCUGACAGACAAGUGAGCAAUCAAGAUAGGAUCAUCUUAACUCAGAAUGUUCCAAGAAAUAGGGAAAACUCAAGUCAGAGAGAAACACUGUGUUAUUUUUUGUUUUACUUAAAAGGAUUAUUAUUUUGUGACCAUUCCCAGCCUGCUAACUCUGUGUAAACUCAUAAAAUGCACAGCCUACCCAGUGAACCUACCCUUGGGGUGUAAGAGCCAUUACUACAAGACAGUGAGCAGACUAUAGUCUAGAAUUAACCGUUUCCCUGCUCUUUCCCUCCGGAUAGCCUGUUUCCUUUGUGCCCUCUCCUCCCGGGAAAGUAUCCCACUACAGCAAGUGAGUAUCAGUUACAAUCAGAUCUUGCCCACUGAUUCUGUGCGGAGGAUAAAUCGCAGCAUACGUUUGACUCCCAAACAAAAGAACUUUGGUCAAGGAGCAAAGAGUCUGGAAACAUGUCAUGAGACCAACUUGAGCAACACUUGAAGCCAGGAGGCUCACAAGCCACAUCCUGGCCAAGAAUGGUAACAUGACCUCAAAGCGUAGUCAUGGUCAUUCCUUGGAAAGUGGUGACAUAGUCCCAAUCCCAUUUUAAUUUCCUAGUGUACCGUAUGGAAUGGCAGGGAGUCGCCUUGGUGACGACUUGCUUGAUCAGCCAUAGCACAGCUUUCCCCUUUGACUUUCAUACAGUCCCUCUCUUGAUUUCUUAACUGCACUAAAUAAUGUGAGCCCAUAAUAUAUACAAUUUACAUUAACAAUGCCAUACAAUUAAUUUCUCCUCCAUUAACAAUCACCUUGGGACCUUUUUUGUCUAGUCUAUAAUAGCUGAAGGAUGCCAGAAGUAAGAUUUCUCUGCUUACCCGUAAUCAUGAAGAUCAGCAGCUAUACACAGAUGAUACUAGAAGAGGCAGUGUGCUCUGCACCCUCCUGCAGUUUAUGAUUCCACAGCUACACUACCAGCUCAGUUGCUCUGCUUGGGUGCCUGGCAGCAGAUGAUGGCCUUUUUCAAAGCCUCAGUUUCCUUAAUUGUGAAACAGGCUAUAGGGCGAUUGAAUCAUUGAAUUCAAUUAGAAUACAUAUAUCCAGCACGUGGUAGAUGUUCAAUAAAUAUUACCUAUGUUUUGUUCUUGUUAUUAUUUUUACAGAUCUAACUUCUCAGUACCCAAGGGAGGCACGGGGUCUUUCGAGGCACAUGUGUAUGGCAAAUGCUUGCAUUCAAGAGGAUGACUUCGAAAAAUAAUAAAAGGCCUUCUGUUAUCCUUAAA